This is a messenger RNA of Nannizzia gypsea CBS 118893, 2415 nucleotides long. RefSeq names its product bimA protein. NCBI's taxonomy places the organism in Eukaryota, Fungi, Ascomycota, Eurotiomycetes, Onygenales, Arthrodermataceae. The coding region runs from base 1 to 2415 and encodes 804 amino acids. The transcript has 4 exons. Gene Ontology annotation, molecular function: protein binding. Gene Ontology annotation, biological process: cell division. The record is from RefSeq and is a predicted model, not a curated record.
AUGGCUCCCUCGGGGCCCCAUAUCUCGAGCCAGCUACGGCAACUCAUAUACUACCAUCUCGAUAAUAAUCUGCUUCGAAACGCUCUGUUCCUGGCUGGCCGGCUGCACGCCUUCGAGCCCAGGUCGUCGGAAGCUGCCUACCUGCUCGCCCUGUGUCUGCUGCAGUCCGGACAGCCAAAGUACGCCUGGGAGGUCUGUCGCAAUGCCGGAACUCGGGGGACGCAUCUCGGGUGUGCCUACAUCUAUGCUCAGACCUGUCUUGACCUCGGAAACUACAUGGAGGGAAUCACGGCCUUGGAGCGGAGUAAGCCUCAGUGGGCGUCGAAGAAUAACUGGAAUAAACACAGUGAAAACAGACGACAGCAUCUGCCUGAUGCAGCUGCGGUGCUUUGCCUCCAGGGGAAACUAUGGCAUGCUCACAAGGACAUACACAAAGCUGUCGACUGCUAUGUUGAAGCUCUCAAACUGAACCCGUUCCUUUGGGAUGCUUUCCUGGGACUUUCCGAGACCGGUGCAAAUGUGAGAGUACCGAAUAUCUACAAGAUGACACCAGAAAUGGUGGCCAUGCUCACUCCGUCAGCCUCGGAGAGCUCAUUUUCUGAGAAGUCCAUCACAAACAGCCAACCACUCCAAGUACAGCCGAGUGCUAACCACAACGUUGAUCCCUUUUCAUCGACAAACGGUACCAGCUACGGCAGCUCAGCGCUAUGGGAAAAACUCAAUGGCAGCAGUGUCAGCGUGGUGUCUGCAUCUGCAUUACUCCCCGAAGGACUAGAAACUCCCGUCGCCCAGAGUGAUUCGGAUGACUUCCGCGUCCGGACCGGGCCUAAUACGGGAGAGACAUACGGGGAGCCACCCUUUGCUCCCGCUCGAAAGUCACGGACAAUGCAGGUCCUGGGCGUUGAAAGCUGUGUAGAACCGCCACGGCUCAAACCGACCAGCACACGAUCCAAGACGAAACCAAAGUCAGCAUCGGCUGAAGAAGUUGCCCAAAGCAAGGAAUCUACUGCCUCCCAACAGAAUGCUUCGGCGGUGGAGCGCAAAAGAACAGUUUCGGGACAUAUAGCUCCCACAAACACGACACCGCAGCAGGUUGAACCUGGUGCGCCCCAGCGACGAAGCGUUCGGCUGUUCAAUCAAAUACGGCCUACCAGCAAGUUCUCUACGGCUGCAGCCAGUCUGGGAACUCGGGAAGGACGUGAGAUAAAAAAAGCAAAGUCUACCAGCUCGAAGAGCCGCAGCACCGCCACCACAGCUCCCCUGGGGCGAUCGACGACCUCGUCUCGAAAACAAGGAGGCGAAUCAGCAGAUGCCGACACCAAGGAGAGCCGGUCAAAUGGGACCUCAUCAGAGUCUCUUAAUGGGCCAUCAAGACCUCAACUGCCGGAUAAGUCCAAGGAGAUUGACGCCCUGGCAUGGACGCUGGAUCUCUUUUCAAGGCUGGCGAGCGGACACGCGGCACUCUGUAGCUACAGGUGUCAGGAUGCUCUCCAGAUAUAUAACUCUUUACCGCAGAAUCAACGGGAAACGCCUUGGGUACUAUCGCAGAUCGGUCGGGCGUAUUACGAACAGGCGCUGUACAGUGAUGCCGAAAAGUAUUUCUCCAGGGUGCGGACAAUAGCGCCUUCGCAGCUGGAAGGCAUGGAGGUCUAUUCAACAGUGCUCUGGCACCUGAAGAACGAAGUUGAACUGGCAUAUCUCGCUCACGAGCUGAUGGAAACCGAUCGCCUGGCACCCGAAUCGUGGUGUGCGAUUGGAAACUCCUUCUCCCUGCAAGGAGAUCACGACCAGGCUUUGCGAUGUUUCAAGCGAGCAACACAGGUGGACCCCAGGUUUGCUUACGGCUACACUCUCCAGGGACAUGAAUACAUGUCCAACGAGGAAUACGACAAGGCCCAGGAUGCGUACCGCUAUGCCAUCAACGCCAACGCUAGACAUUACAGUGCCUGGUACGGUCUCGGUAAGGUCUACGAGCGGAUGGGCAAACUCAAGUUCGCCGAACAGCAUCUUCGUACUGCAUCGAACAUCAAUCCAGCCAACGUCGUCUUGAUAUGCAGCAUAGGCCUGGUCCUCGAGCGCCAGAAUAACCUCAAGGCCGCGCUGUUGCAGUACAGUCGAGCCUCAUCACUGUCGCCUCACUCAGUGCUGGCGCGAUUACGCAAAGCACGAACAUUACUCAAGCUCAACGAGGUGAAUCUCGCUCACAUCGAGCUGAAGGUGCUCAAGGACGUGGCUCCCGACGAGCCCAACGUGCAUUAUCUAUUAGGCAAGCUAUAUAAAAUGAUACAGGACAAGGGCAACGCAAUAAAACACUUUACCACCGCCCUAAACUUGGAUCCAAAGGCCGCCCAAUUCAUCAAGGAGGCCAUGGAAUCCAUUGAAAACCCUGAUGACGUUGAUGACGACAUGACAUGA